Messenger RNA from Colossoma macropomum (tambaqui), 967 nucleotides. RefSeq names its product dihydrofolate reductase (gene dhfr). Gene Ontology annotation, biological process: dihydrofolate metabolic process; tetrahydrofolate biosynthetic process; glycine biosynthetic process. The transcript has 6 exons. Bases 167 to 742 code for a protein of 191 amino acids. Gene Ontology annotation, cellular component: mitochondrion. Gene Ontology annotation, molecular function: dihydrofolate reductase activity; NADP binding. Lineage: Eukaryota; Metazoa; Chordata; Actinopteri; Characiformes; Serrasalmidae. The record is from RefSeq and is a predicted model, not a curated record.
CUCAGCCUGACCUGCACCGCCAGCCUGUUAACGACGGGCUCUACUAGUGGGCGUUGCCUGUUUAUCUCAUUUCCUCUGACGCAUUCGGCGGGAACCCUUUGGAUUCUGUAGUGCUCCAGCGCCGCGACCACACAUCUGUCAUUGAUAUAAACAUAUAACCAGCCAUAUGAUGUCUUCUGUACUGAACUGUAUUGUUGCAGUUUGUCCUGAUAUGGGAAUCGGGAGGAACGGCAAUCUGCCCUGGCACCCUAUUAGAUUAAGUAAGGAAUUCAAACACUUUCAGAAGAUGACGAUGACUCCUACUGUAGAAGGUAAAAAGAAUGUGGUCCUAAUGGGCAGAAAGACCUGGUUCUCGAUACCUCCGCAGAACCGGCCUCUAAAGAACAGAAUCAACGUUGUUCUCAGCAGAGAGCUCAAGACGCCUCCAGAGGGAGCACACUAUCUGGCAUCUGACUUCAGCUCAGCUCUCAGCCUGCUGAACACUCCAGAGCUAGCAUCUCAAGCCGACCAGAUCUGGGUCAUUGGUGGGAGCUCAUUAUACAAGGAGGCAAUGGAGAGCUCUGGACAAAAGCGCCUGUUUGUAACAAGGAUUCUGAAGCAGUUUGACUGUGACACGUUCAUUCCUAAGAUCAACCUGGACAAGUACACGCUGCUGCCUGAGUUUCCCGGAGUCCCUACCGGAUUACAGGAGGAAAACGGCCUGCAGUAUGUAUUUGAGGUGUAUGAGAGCAAAGACCAUUGAUAAGCACAGUGCAAGAAAGAUCUUUAACAGCUGUUGAGAACUUUCUAAGAGAAGACGCCACGGUGGUCAACAUUUUCUUACAUGGACUGAUGUGAAAAAAGGGCCCUUGGACCUGUUUGUGGUCGAUAUUGAUUAAAAGGUUGAAGCCCAGAGCACAAGGAGUAUCUUUGAAACAAACCUUUUUUGUCAAUCUUUUUGAACAUAUUAAAUACUUCUUUUCAGUUG